ACACACACACAUAUUUCCGUAAAUGUGAAGACUUACAGUAAAACUCAGGUGUUUUUUGUCUCCUUCCUACAGUGGGUGGGCAGCUGCUUUCAUUUUGACAGACAAACACAGAUAUGGCUGUUUGUGUGCGUGUCACAUCAUGUUCUGGGUUAACACCUUUUUUCCUCGGAAGCGUUCCUUGGUGCACUGUCACAAAAACACACCCACUCUGACAGUGGAAGUCAUCUGACAGCUUCUGCGGCAUUCUUCACCCUGAAGACAUAUUACAGGAGAGGAAGCAACCUGACAUGCAGGCCUCAACAGGAACCUCUGGUGUCAAUCCUCCAGCAGGUAACGCCUCAGUCUUCCUGGACUCUGAGUUUCGUUACGUCCUCUUCCCGGUCGUCUAUGGCAUCGUCUUCAUCCUGGGUCUCUUCGCUAACAUCUAUGUGCUUUUCGUCCUGCGCUGCCUACGAGGCGCCGAGGCCAUGGGCGAAAUCCGGAUCUACAUGGCAAGUCUAACGAUAGCUGAUCUCCUCUUUGUGUGCGCCCUCCCCCCCUGGAUUGUAUAUUACAGCCGCAGAGGCGACUGGAUCUACCCGGACUUCAUGUGUCGCCUGACCGGCUCGCUGUUCUUCAUCAACACCUACUGCGCCAUGCUCUUUCUCUGCGCCAUCAGCGUGAACAGAUACUGGGCGGUGACCCGGCCUCUGGACGCGGCCUCUUCAGACCACAGGCGGCGAGGGUUCAUUGUGUGUGCUUGCAUAUGGCUGGUGACCAUAUCCAUGACUAUUCCAUAUCUAGCCUCUCCGGGGACCAACGCUGACCAGGAAUUCACUCGCUGUUUUGAGGGUUACCAGAAUCAAACGGACUCAGACAAGAAAACAGUGGCCGCCACUCAUUUUACAAUAAUUGGCUUGUUUUUAAUCGGCUUCUUUCUCGUUGUGGUGUGUAAUCUCCUCAUUGCUCGAGUGUUACUUUCUCCACAGUCAGAAAUCAGGUCAGCAACCAUGGUUUCUCGAAAGUCCAAUGCGUCCUCUUCAUUUAGAAAGGGAGUGAAACGGAGGGCUCUGCAGAUGUUGCUGGCUGUGGUUGGAGUGUUUGUCGUGUGUCUCCUGCCCCACCAUGUAGUCCAAGGCCCCUGGACCCUGGCAGUGCUGCAGAUCGAACAUGGCUGGGGCCAUGUAGAGUGGGACCAAAAGACCCGACAAGCCCUGAACGACGCGCAUCAAAUUACGCUGGUUCUCAUGAACCUGAACUGCAUUUUGGAUCCCGUCGUUUAUUAUUUCGCUACAAAGAAGUUCAGAGGGGUGAUAAUGACCCACGUUAAAAAGUUGAAAGAGAUGAGUGGAUGCUCAAAUCAACCAAAACAUGAAAAUCCAGGCAGAGGACAGAUGUCUCUGCAGAUACAGACCCCAUCACACAUGUCUGGAGGCACAUAUUGAGCUGCAUCACUUUUGUAUAAGUCUUGGACUGUUUGAGACCCUCCCAUCUGGUAAGAGACUGCAGUCUAUCAAGGCCAAAACCUCGAGCCACGGGAACAGUUUCUUCCUCCUCUGCUGUCAACCUCAUCAAUAAUGUCCCAUUGACUCUAGCUUUGAAGUAAAGACUAUCUCACGACAUCAAUACCACAAAGUCAAAUAUGUGAUGGACAGAUAAUAUUUCUUGAGAUAACAUGCGUCUUUCUGGCUUUGUCUAGACAAGCUAGAUCAUUUUUUUUGACAAGAACAGUGCUUCACUGUGCUGCAGUGCACUUUUAUAAAAGUUUGUAUAGGUUAGGUUUGUCUCAUUCUUUACUUUAAACAUGGUGUAUUAUUAUUUUUGAUCUGUUAAUUAGAAAGUUACUUCUGAAGGAAAAGAGUUCAUUUUGCACUCAGUUUGCUGUACUGUCAUGUUCAGGCUGCUUGUGACAUUUGAACUUGUGUGAAAUUUUGUUAAAUCAGACAGAGUGAAUACUUUGAAGGCUGCGUCUGACCACAUUGUGCCUUCCGGCGCAGUCUAGGCCUGUGAAGGCUGUUUCGUCAUGAGCCGGGGAUCCGGCCGAAGAUUUCUGCCUUUUAAUGAGGCAGUUUUUUCUUACCACUGUAACUUUUGCUGCUUUGCUAAAGUGCUCAUGAUGGAUAGGCCGGAUCUUUGUAAUAUAGAAAUAAGUAAGGUCUUUUACCUGCUCUUUUGGAAUGUUAACAGAUAAAGAGUAAGGUAUUUUACCUGCUUUUUGUAACAUAACAAUGAGUAAGGUCUUUUACCUGCUCUUUUGCAAUGUUAACAGACAAAGAGUAAGGUCUUUUUACCUGCUCUUUUGUAAAGUGUCUCGAGAUAACACUUGUUAUGAGUUAACGCUAUACAAAUAAAAAUUUAUUGAUUGAUUGAUCGAUUAAGUUGCUGUGGUAACCUUGAAGAUAAUGGUUCUGUUCUCUUUAGUCGCACCAGAGGAAAUGAGCAGAAUUGAAAGAUGUGUGCUUUUGGACCUCUCUGUGGCAUAUAGAUCCAAACUGUGGACAUUUGGAUGUUUUAUUAUUGUCAACAUCUGAAGGGUAAAUUAAAAUCCUGUUUUUCAAAGUGUCA
This is a messenger RNA of Labrus mixtus (cuckoo wrasse), 2544 nucleotides long. RefSeq names its product platelet-activating factor receptor-like. The record is from RefSeq and is a predicted model, not a curated record. NCBI's taxonomy places the organism in Eukaryota, Metazoa, Chordata, Actinopteri, Labriformes, Labridae. The transcript is spliced from 2 exons. Bases 288 to 1424 code for a protein of 378 amino acids. Gene Ontology annotation, cellular component: membrane. Gene Ontology annotation, molecular function: platelet activating factor receptor activity; G protein-coupled purinergic nucleotide receptor activity. Gene Ontology annotation, biological process: G protein-coupled receptor signaling pathway; chemotaxis.